UCCUCAAAUGCCCUAGACAAUAUCUGUUAUGAAUCCCUGACUGACCCAAGCAAGUUGGACAGCAGUAAGGAUCUUAAAAUCAAGAUUGUCCCCAACAAGAUUUGACUCACUCUCAUGAAUACUGGUAUCGGCAUGAUCAAGGCUGAUUUGGUUAACAACUUGGGUACUAUUGCCAAGUCUGGAACUAAAGCUUUCAUGGAAGCCCUCUCUGCCGGAGUUGACAUCUCCAUGAUUGGUCAGUUUGGUGUGGGUUCCUACUCUGAUUACCUGGUUGCCGACAAGGUGACAGUUCAUUCCAAGCACAAUAAUGAUGAUGAGCAGUAUGUUUGGGAAUCUUCAGCUCGUGGUUCUUUCACCAUCAAGCCUGAUCACAGAGAACCCAUGGAUAGAGGAACCAAGAUUGUCCUCCACUUGAAGGUAUGUUCUUUGUCUUCAUUGGCAUAAUUUCCAAUAUGCUCAUGCCUGUUUUUUUCUUUA
Daphnia pulicaria is the source of this 477-nucleotide messenger RNA. RefSeq names its product heat shock protein 83-like. Gene Ontology annotation, molecular function: ATP binding; ATP-dependent protein folding chaperone; ATP hydrolysis activity. The transcript has 2 exons. Gene Ontology annotation, cellular component: perinuclear region of cytoplasm; protein-containing complex; plasma membrane. Gene Ontology annotation, biological process: protein folding; cellular response to heat; protein stabilization. The coding region runs from base 115 to 444 and encodes 109 amino acids. NCBI's taxonomy places the organism in Eukaryota, Metazoa, Arthropoda, Branchiopoda, Diplostraca, Daphniidae. The record is from RefSeq and is a predicted model, not a curated record.